UUAUCCUUAGGGCGUAAGCCCCCUAUAAAGAAAACGCUGCGUUUAAUUCACUACUCCCACUUUUCUUCCUUUCACUCUCCCCUCUGUCUUCGAAAAAAAUCUAGGGUUUUUCAUCUUCUCCUUUCCUUCGCCUCUCUCUUUUGAAACUUUAAUCGGAAAGAAAAAAUGCCUAGGUAUGAUGAUCGCCGUGGUGGCACUCGCCUUUAUGUCGGUCACUUGUCUUCAAGGACAAGAUCACGUGAUCUUGAGGACAUGUUUAGCAGAUAUGGAAGAGUACGUGAUGUGGAUAUGAAGCGCGACUAUGCAUUCGUUGAAUUCAGUGACCCUAGAGAUGCUGAUGAUGCAAGAUAUUCAUUGAAUGGUCGAGACCUAGACGGAUGCCGUAUCAUUGUGGAAUUUGCCAAGGGAGUGCCCCGUGGCCCUGGUGGAUCACGUGAUUAUGCUGGAAGAGGUCCUACUCCUGGAUCUGGGCGCUGCUUCAAUUGUGGAAUCGAUGGCCACUGGGCUCGUGAUUGCAAAGCCGGCGAUUGGAAGAAUAAGUGUUACCGCUGUGGGGAACGAGGCCACAUAGAAAGAGAUUGUCAAAACAGUCCAAAGAAACUGAGCCGUAGACCACGGAGUUACUCGCGUUCACCCAGUGCCCGACGUGGUCGAAGCAGAAGCCGCAGUUACAGCCGAGGGCGUAGUGACAGUAGAUCAAGAUCACCUGUGAAGCGAGAAAGAAGUUUUGAGCGCGACGAUAGAAGAUCAAGGAGUCCUAAGCGCCACAGGCGUUCUCCGUCCCCAGUUCGAGGGAGGAAGCAUAGUCCAGCACGUGAUGAAAGAAGCCCACAAGAGAGACGUAGCCCAUCCCCAAGGGAUCGCAGACAUGCCAAUGGUUCGGAUUACAGUGGGAGUCCCAGGGGGAGGAGCAGAACUCCAGAUCGUGAAGCUGAUGCUGGAGACAGGGAUUAUAAGAGCUCCGCAAAGGAAAAUGGGAACAGCCGCAGUCCUAGCCCGAUCCCCAAGGAUGAUCGGAGCCCUAUUUAUGAUGAAGAAGAUGAUGACAAUCAUGCAUCUCCGAGACGCAGCGAAUCAAAUUAAGCUGCAGUGGUUUGAAUGGGGUAGGUGUUGGUUACAGUCUGUGUUUGUUAGAAACUUUUGAGUUAAUAUAUAUUUGAUGGAUAAUUUUGUGUUCUGGAAUAUUAAAACACUUUUUUUUUUAUUUAAGUCUAUUUAUAUAAAUUACCUUUUUUUUA
Messenger RNA from Gossypium raimondii (Peruvian cotton), 1238 nucleotides. RefSeq names its product serine/arginine-rich splicing factor RS2Z32. Lineage: Eukaryota; Viridiplantae; Streptophyta; Magnoliopsida; Malvales; Malvaceae. The coding region runs from base 166 to 1083 and encodes 305 amino acids. The transcript has 7 exons. Gene Ontology annotation, molecular function: mRNA binding; zinc ion binding. Gene Ontology annotation, cellular component: nuclear speck. The record is from RefSeq and is a predicted model, not a curated record. Gene Ontology annotation, biological process: mRNA splicing, via spliceosome.